Rana temporaria (common frog) is the source of this 4501-nucleotide messenger RNA. Its product is annotated as alpha-2-macroglobulin-like protein 1. Gene Ontology annotation, cellular component: extracellular region. Lineage: Eukaryota; Metazoa; Chordata; Amphibia; Anura; Ranidae. The record is from RefSeq and is a predicted model, not a curated record. Gene Ontology annotation, molecular function: endopeptidase inhibitor activity. The transcript is spliced from 36 exons. Bases 40 to 4398 code for a protein of 1452 amino acids.
AUUCCCAGCACACAAGUAUUGUCUGGUCUGUGUCACAUCAUGUCACUCUGGACUUAUUGUGUUGGGCUGAUCCUUUUGCAGAUCUACUUGGUGCAAACAAAACUGCACCAUGUCGUCAUCUUUCCCUCAGAGCUGCGCUCUCAGCACUAUGAAAGUAUCUGUAUACAACUGGAGGGUGCUGGAAAAGUGAGCAACAUAGAGAUAGUUUUAAGGCAGGAAGCAAAGAGCACCACCCUCAUAGAAGAGAGGUUCAAGCAAGACUCCAUAUCCACCUGUAUUUCGGCUCUGAUUCCGGAUCCCUCUCACGGAAACGAAGAGGUUGCUGAACUACAAGUUUUCAUCUUUACUCAUCUUCAGUCACUUCUAAACCUGCCGGCAGUAACACACCUGGCAGUAACAAAAAAUACUAAAGUUAUUGUGAAAAAGGAGAAAAAGCAUUAUAAAACCAUCAUUCAAACAGACAAGACCAUGUACAAGCCAGGACAGACAGUGAAGUUCCGAGUUUUUUCACUUAACGAAGACCUUGAACCUGGACAAGAUUUGAUUCAAUCUGUGCAUUUACAGGAUCCAGGAAAGAAUCGGAUUGGCCAGUGGUUAAAUGUGACGGUCAAUCAGGGAUUUGCUGAGUUUUCCUUUCCUCUUUCCUCUGAGAUUCUGCAGGGUGAAUACUCCAUCCGGGCGAAGGACGCAGUCCAACACUUUUCUGUGAAAGAAUAUGAACUCCCAAAAUAUGAAGCAACGCUCCAGUUUCCCAAGGCUGUUCCCUACAACAGUAAAAAUAUACCAGUUACAAUAUGUAGCAGGUACACCUAUGGAAAGCCAGUAUUGGGAGAUUAUAGGAUUGAGAUAUGCCGUAGAAGAAUCGGAUAUAGUACGAUCUUGGCGCACACCAUUGAAAAAAUUGAGUCCCUCCAUAUCUGUGCAAACUACACAGGAAAGCUGGAUCCUUCGGGAUGUACCACAGUCCAGAUAAAGUCUGAACCUUUCAAAUUAAUAAGAAAUGACAUGAACCUGAACAUGGAGGGAUCCGCCCACAUCACAGAGAAGGGUACAGGAAUUGAGUUAUCAGCCAGCAGUCAAACACAAAUCUCAAAUGUCAUAAACAAAGUGAAAUUUGUUGACUAUGAACGCACCUACAAACCUGGAAUGCCAUACUGUGGAUUGCUUGCUGUAACAGAUUUCUUUGGUGAACCUCUUGCUGGCAAUACAGUGCACCUCUUUGUUUCAAGCAAAAACGAGAAGACUCUUGUGACCGAUGAGAAGGGGCGAGUGUCCUUCACAAUUGAGAACACGAGCAGUUGGACCGGACAAGUACACCUUGAGGCUAGAACAACCCUAUCAGAGCAACAAGAUGUGCCACACUUGAUUACACCAGAUUACGGUUAUGCUGAACUCAGUCUUAAUUCCAUCUACUCUCUUAGCAAGAGUUUGCUGAAAAUCCACACCUUAAAUGUGGUUCUUCCAUGUGAGGGGCAGCAUGAGGUCAAGGUGGACUAUAUCAUUAGGCGCACAGAGCUGGAGCAUAAAGUCGAGCACAUGGAGUUGCAGUAUCUGGUUACUUUUAAAGGAUCAAUUCAGCAGUCUGGAUCAAUGUCAAUACCAAUUUCCGAGGGAAGUGAAGACUUACGUGGUGAAACUACUGUCAAGCUUUCUCUUACACCCAGAACAGCAUCAUCGAUACAUGCAUUUUUUUACAUCCUACUACCAAAUGGAAAACUUGCUUGGGAUUCAACAGUAUUCAAAAUACAGAGGUGUUUCAAAAAUAAAGUAUCUGUUGGGUUCUCCCCGGGUGAGGUCCUCCCAGGAUCAGAUGUGUCUCUUCAGGUUCAGGCUGCUCCUGGCUCUCUCUGUGGUCUUAGGGCGGUGGACAAGAGUGUGGUGCUAAUGGAUCCCAAAGCUGAGCUGACUAAUGAAAAAAUUUACAAACUGUUCCCUUAUUCGGAUUCUGGUGAUUAUGACUGGCGAAUCCGGGACGUGGAAAGCUGUUAUUUUGGAGAGCAUACUACUGUGAGGCCCAAACGUUUGCUUGAUGUAUACAGCCUAUUUAAGAGAAUGAAGUUAAAAUUAUUUACAAGUGCAGACAUUACGAAUCCUGAGGAGUGUAUUCCGGACACUAUGCCCGCACAAGCUUUUGAAGAAGAAAUGGAAAGGCGGGUUCUCAAAAAAGUUGAGCAUCCCAGUAGCCCAGCAGAAAAGGAGAAGCCACGGAUCUACUUUCCAGAGACAUGGAUAUGGGGUUUUGUAGCUGCUGGGGAUGCUGGCACAGCCGAAUUCCACCACAAGGCUCCAGACACCAUCACAGACUGGAAUGCCGGAGCCGUAUGUUUGGGUCCCGGGGGAUUUGGCCUGUCUCCUCCUGCCUCUCUUCGGGUCUACAAGCCGUUCUUUGUGGAUCUCACCCUCCCGUACUCCGUAGUGAGAGGAGAAAAGUUCACUCUCAAAGCCACAGUGUUUAACUACCUGAACAAAAGUAUAAUGGUACAAACCACCCUGUUACCUUCCAUAGAAUUGGAGGAGGAACAAUGUGCUGGUUGUCAGUACAGCAGCUGUCUAGGUGCCGAUGAAACCACAACGUUCUACUGGAAACUGAAAGCAUCUAAGAUGGGAAAAGUACUGAUCACAGUGAGGACAGAAGCUGUUAAGUCAUCGGAACUGUGUCAGAAUGAAAUACCUUUUGUCCCCACACAAGGCAGCUCUGAUACAAUUAUUAAGACACUUCUUGUACAGCCUGAAGGAGUCCUACAAGAAAAGUCUUACAGUUCACUGCUUUGUAACAAAGAUGGAGAAUCAAAGACGGUGAACGUUGUUCUGCAAAUUCCAGAGGAUAUUAUAAAAGAUUCUGAAAGAGCCGAUGUAACUGUUCUGGGAGAUCUGAUGGGCACAGCCCUGGAAAACCUGGACCGGCUCCUGGCCAUGCCAAAUGGGUGCGGAGAGCAGAAUAUGGUGCGCUUUGCCCCCAACAUCUUUAUUCUGAAGUAUCUGGAGAAGACUCAUCAGCUGAACGAUGAGAUCGAGAGCAAAGCCAUCAAAUUUCUCAAUGGCGGAUAUCAGAGAGAGCUGACAUUCAGACAUGAAGACGGGUCAUAUAGUGCAUUUGGAUUGAGAGAUCCAGAGGGUAACACAUGGCUGACGGCUUUCGUAGUGAAAUCUUUCAGCAAUGCUCGCCCAUACAUCUUCAUAGAUGAAGGACACUUGAAUAAAUCGUUCAGCUGGCUACGAGAGCACCGCAAGGAAAGUGGGUGCUUCAGAAAUGUGGGGAAACUCUUUCAUAGUGAAUUGAAGGGAGGAGUGGAAGAUGACAUUUCUCUAUCAGCCUAUGUAGCAAUCUCAUUGAUGGAGUCUGGUGUAUCUGUAGAGGACCCUCUGAUCAGGGACGCGGUGUCCUGUCUGCAGAAGGAAGCUGUGAAUGUGACCAAUGUGUACACCUUGGCUCUUCUUGCCUACACCUUUACUUUGUGCGGAGAAAUGGAGUCCAGGAAAAUAGUAUUCGACAAACUGGAUGAAAAGGCUGUGAGAGGAGAAGGACAGCUACACUGGGAACGAGAGUCUACUCCUUCCUCUGAUGCCCCACACUGGCACAGAGCUGCAACUGCAGAGGUGGAGAUGGCCGCCUACGUCUUACUUGCUGUGCUGUCUCAACCUGAGCCUGAUCUGGGAAAAGCUGCAGAGAUUGUCAACUGGCUAUGCAAACACCAGAACCCCUAUGGAGGCUUCUCAUCUACACAGGACACAGUCGUGACUCUUCAGGCUAUGGCCAAGUAUGCAGAGGCUACAUACAGUGACAAGGUAGAUAAAACGGUGACCGUUGCUGCCAUGAAGACAGGAUUUUUGGAGAAGUUCCAUGUAGACAACAAUAACCGACUUCUCGUCCAGAGGAGGAAACUACCAACCAUCCCCGGAGACUACACGGUGACUGCUACAGGAAGUGGUUGUGUCUUUGUACAGACGGUUCUUAGAUUCAACAUCCCAGUGGUAAGAAAUGAGGCCACCUUUGCAGUCAGUGUUGAAGUAACACCAAAAAAAUGUGUGCAAGAUCCAGUGAAAAAAAUUGGACUUCUCAUAACUGCUCAAUACACAGGUGCUCGAAAGACCUCCAACAUGGCUAUUAUAGAGGUGAAGAUGUUGUCUGGCUACAUUCCUGUGAAGAGCUCACUAAGAGAGAUGGAGGCAAAACAUGGGAUCCAAAGAAGUGAGGUUGACAAUGACUUGGUGACAUUGUAUCUGAAUGAGAUAGGACAUGAUUCUGUACUUAUCAACAUCCAGAUAGAACAGGACAUCGAGGUUAAAGGCCUGAAGCCUGGUACUGUGAGAGUGUAUGAUUAUUAUGAGACAGGUCAUGAAGCCUUUGCAGAAUACAACUCUCCCUGCAGCUCUGAUACUAAAGGAAAUGCAAGCUAAAAACAGGAAAACCGAACUGAACUGGAAUGCUCCAGAAGGGAUCAAGGCUUAUUUCAUGUUGAGGUUGUGUUCUGCAAAAAUAAAUUUAUGAUACAAAACGUCA